CCCUCGCCAAGCGGCACACAGCAGCCUUCCAGCCCAUAGUGGGGUGCAUUGGGUGGGAGUUGACCAUCGGCGACUCGCACCCAACUCCCACCCAACGGACUAGCCCUUAGAGUCAUCACGCAGUUGACCAUCGGCGACUCGCAUCGCAACCGCCAUGGCAGGGUGGCAUUGCUUCGUCAUCCUCCUCACAGCGCUCGCAAUCUCGCUCUCUUCGACGACUGCCCCGGCCGCUGCUGCCGUCAGUCUCGAUACCUUGCAAGCCGCGGUGCUGGCGGAGUGUCAGAGGCAGUGGAAGCCGAAGGCGCAGUUGGCCAGGUGGAGCAAGGGGGGGGAUUGCGCCCAGGUGGAGGGCGUGCGCUGCGAUGCCGCUGGCUUCAUUGUCUCCAUAAACGUCACUUACCGGCCUCUCUUUGGUCCUCUACCAGAAGCGAUGGGGAACCUCACAACACUCACAGAACUGUCGCUUACCAGAACGGCACUUUUCGGUUCCAUCCCGUCGUCCCUGUUCCGCCUCACCAACCUCGUUGCCUUAGAUCUCUAUGGCAAUUGGCUAUUAGGCCCCAUUCCGACAGCCAUUGGUGGCCUUGCUGCCCUCUCGCACCUAGAUCUCAGUUGGAACUGGCUGAGAGGAUCCAUUCCAGCAGCCAUUGGUGGCAUUGCUGCCCUCUCAUACCUGGACCUAAGCAAGAACACCCACAUGAACGGAUCCAUCCCCCUGGAGAUGGAGCGCCUCACCAACCUCAGAUCCCUAGCACUCAGCUUUAUGGAUUUAUCAGGUCCCUUUCCAUUCUGGAUAUCUGGGCGGACCACGCUCACCUACAUAGACAUUAUUGGCAACAUCAUCACUGGAAGCAUGCCAGAGUCCAUUGGCAGCGCCAUCAACCUCAAAGUCUUCUCUGUAAUGCGCAAUCAGCUCACAGGCAGCAUUCCAGAGUCCUUCGGCAGUCUCACCAAACUCAACAGCGUGGAUUUGUCUAAUAACCUGUUUGUUGGAACCAUCCCGGAGGGCAUUGGCAACAUGAAGUAUAUAACCUCAUUGGACCUCUCUAACAACCUUUUGACCGGCACGAUCCCCAGUAGCCUGUCUCGCCUCACUGACCUGCGAGAGCUUGAUGUCAGUGGGAACGAGUUGUCCGGGCCUCUACCUGCUGCUCUUGGCAGUUUGACGGGUCUCAGCUCUCUCAAGAUAUCAGCCUCUAGUCUCACAUGUCCUCCAGAUGCUUCCACCUGUGUGGUUCGCCAGUUCAAUGGCAGCGCCUUCUGCUCCAAGUGCAAGAGCUUCUGUGCCACAUGUACCCCUGAUGAAGCCCCUCCCCCUUCCUCGCCCUCGUCCUCUGAGGCCUUCUCCAUGGGAGCUGUCAUCGGCAUUGUGGCAGCAGCCAUCUUUCUGCUGCUUCUGCUGCUCGGCGCUGCUUGGUGGGCUGUUGCACAGACCAGAGCAUCCAAUGGAGUAUCAUCUGCUCCCUGCUCCACACCGUGCCAGAAGUACCCCCUGGCGAUUGUCGUUCGCGCCACGGGCAACUGGUCCAAGGACAAGCUACUUGGGUCGGGGUCCUUCGGAGACGUGUAUCGCGGGGUUUCCCCUGAUGAUGGCACCACGCUGUGGGCGGUGAAGCGAGCCAAAGUCAUCAGCGCCGACUUCUACAGAGAGGUGGCUCAGAUGGCCACGAAGCACUAUCCCAAUCUGGUGGCUCAGAUGGCCACGAAGCACCAUCCCAAUCUGGUACGGCUGCUGGGGUUUGCAGUGGGUGGCGAUGUGAACACGCGGGUGGAGAAUGUUCUCAUCUACGAGUUCAUUGCCAAUGGCGACCUGCAGAGGUGGAUCAACCAAGAUGCCCCCACAAGCUUGACUCUGCAGCAGCGGGUCGACAUUCUCAUAGGGGUUGCACGUGGCUUGGAGUAUCUGCACAGCUUUGGCAUUGUGCAUCGCGACAUCAAGCCAGCCAACAUCCUCAUUGAUGAGCACAUGCAGCCCAAGGUGGCGGAUUUUGGACUGGUGCGUGUGGGGGAGGGCACUGCAUUGGGCUCCACGCGAGUCCUUGGAACGGCGGGCUAUGUGGACCCCGCGUACUCCAGAACACACAACGCCACCACCGCUGCUGAUGUGUACAGCUAUGGGAUUGUCAUGCUGGUGGUGCUGUCAGGCAGAGGAGCCACAGUCAAUGAUGUGAACCUGGGCAAUGAGUCAGAUGACCCUGGCGACCAAGAACCAAUGUCUAUCUCCAAAUGGGCAACAGAUCUUGUGGCUCGUGGGAAGACAUCGCUUCUUGCGGACCCCCGCAUGGCAGCACCUGAUGACGUCAUCAGGUGCAUUGCCCAGUUGGCUGUGAGCUGCACUGCCAUGCCCACUGCCUCCCGCCCCUCCAUAGCCCACGUGGCCCAAGACUUGGAGGCCCUCAGAGCGGAGAUGGGAGGGGGGGAUGAGAGGGCAAGGGCUUCAGCUAGGAUCGAUGAGAAAUUGCUGAGCCAGCAGCCUGUGAGGAGCAUGGCCGAGGAUCUUGCAUUAGUGGAGCAGCAAUUCUUGCACGAGAGUGAAGCAGCAGCUAAUUUCCCAUUGAGUCACGAGGGGCCCUAGUGCAAAACCAAGUGAUGGGUUAUUGUGCAAAACCAAAUGAUGGGUUAUUACCUAUUCUUGUGUGAAGGUCCGAACAGCUGAAGCAUAUGGAUACGGUCGACGCCCGGAUAUAAGAUACCCCCUUAAUUGAAGACAUAUGGUCUCCUAUUGUGACAAUCUUAUAUUCGGCACUGCCGCUUAAAGCCCGCGACUAAAAUAGCAGACCUGGA
Messenger RNA from Closterium sp. NIES-67, 2784 nucleotides. Lineage: Eukaryota; Viridiplantae; Streptophyta; Zygnematophyceae; Desmidiales; Closteriaceae. The record is from the annotation of a GenBank genome assembly.